This is a messenger RNA of Radiomyces spectabilis, 895 nucleotides long. Its product is annotated as FUN14 family-domain-containing protein. Bases 99 to 767 code for a protein of 222 amino acids. Gene Ontology annotation, cellular component: mitochondrial outer membrane. Gene Ontology annotation, biological process: autophagy of mitochondrion. The transcript is spliced from 4 exons. The record is from RefSeq and is a predicted model, not a curated record. NCBI's taxonomy places the organism in Eukaryota, Fungi, Mucoromycota, Mucoromycetes, Mucorales, Radiomycetaceae.
UGACAUCAUUGUGGUCAAUUGAAAAAGAUAUUCGUCAAGAAAAAAAAUUGAACGCGCACGUAAAAGUCUUCUUCUUUCCCUUUUUUUUCGGUUUUCAUAUGUCGUUGUCGUUCCGUGUAACCCGAUCUUCUGCUACUAUUUUCCGAUCGUUUGCGCCUAAUGCAUUGUAUCGAUCGUCGGUCCCGUCCAAACUACCUUCACGAUAUCUAUGCAGCAAGGCCAAUGCGCUGAUUCAGCACGGCGAGCGAACCGCUUCAUCUGCAUGCACCCGAGUGCAUACUUCCAAAAUAUGUGCCAUGGCUACAGCGACAUGCAUAACCGGCUUUUCUCUUUUCAAGGAGCCCGUCGCUUGCGAAGGUUUGGCGCCUCCUGCUGCUGCAACUCAACGUCCAUUCUACGACCAGCCAAAGGGAGACAGUGAUGCUGAGCUGCAGAAAUCCCUUUUACCUACGGGUGAAUUGUCCUUGGGAGCUAUCCUUGGAUUCAGUUCCGGUUACCUGGUGAAGAAAUUAGGCAAACUGUUCGCGUUGGUGCUGGGUGUUGGUUUUGUUUUCUUACAGUAUUGCUCAAGCCAAGGAUAUGUGAAUGUGCAUUGGCGUAAGCUGGAACAAGAUUAUCGCAGUCGUUUCGACAGAGACCGGGAUGGCGCCGUAACACGGAAGGAUCUUUCUUCCAUCUGGCAGACCUAUGUCAACUUCUUGACCGAGCGAUUGCCUUUCAAAGCUUCUUUCCUAGUUGGAUUGUACGCAGGCAUCCGAUAUGGCUAAACCAUUUUUACUUGUAGGCUACAGAAAAAUUAGAAAUCACAUAUGAACCCAACAUAUUGAUUAUUAUAAAUGAAAAGUCUGCGCUCAUUCUACGCUCGUUCUAUGGAAAUCCUUAUGAUACACCCUAC